Molecule: messenger RNA, 375 nt
Organism: Hansenula anomala
Lineage: Eukaryota; Fungi; Ascomycota; Saccharomycetes; Phaffomycetales; Wickerhamomycetaceae
Gene: EAF6
Product: Eaf6p
Exons: 1
Coding region: 1-375 (124 amino acids)
Cellular component (GO): NuA4 histone acetyltransferase complex
Source: RefSeq, a predicted model, not a curated record
AUGGCCACUGAUAAUCUCAAAGAAUAUGAAAAGCUGAAGAAACAGCUUCAACAAGCCAUUUUGAAGAAGAAGUCACUGGACAAACAAAUAACACAGAUAGAGGAGGAUAUAUUUCAAAAGGAAACAACAUAUUUAUCAGAGUCCAACAACUCCAAUAUCGUUAGAGGGUUUGAAAGUUUGAGCAAGUUGAAUGCAAGUAACAUCAACAAGAAAAAGCUGGUCUUCACAGAUGAUGAUAGAAUAUUCAGUCUGAGUAGUCAUACUUUUGUAAGACAUCUACAAAAGAAGAGUGAAGAAGAUGAUGAUGAGAGUAAUGAAAGUACACCUGUUGCUAGUGCAAAUAGUGGGAAGAAGAGGAAAAGAAAUGAAGAAUGA